AUAACCAAACGUCAUAAUAACAAUAUAGACUGUCCAGAAUGUUUUUUUUAAAAAGGCUAAAGAAACUAAACGUCGACUAUACGUUGCUAAAGAAUCACGACGUUUUUUGAUGAUUUCGAUUCAAUCUCAGACGUCGCGGUGCUCUAUUCUGCUCAACAGUUCUUCGUAGAGAAAAGAAGCAAUGGUCGGUUGCGUCGCACGGGGAGUGUUUAUAAAAUUUUAGUUUCAUAUCAGUUGAAUAAAAUUCGGCUUCGGUGUUGCUGUGAAGAGACUAAAGUUCAAGUCCCAUUCCCGCUUCGAGGAGGUAAAAGGAAAAUAAUCCAUCAAUCGCAUGCACCACAAAAAUGAAUACGGGGCCGACUCCGCCGGAGUGCGCGCUCGCCGCCGAAAUGUUCGACCAUUUCUGCUCGGCGGGCACAAUGAAACAGAUCCUUGGCCUUCAUCGGGAGAUUUGCGCUACAUUGAACCUCAUACCUACUAGACUUCCGGACUUUUAUCCUAAGCUAAAGGCGAAGCUAGCGAGUUCGUGGAAAGCUCAGGCACUGUUCAAAAAGUUUGAUGCCCGGGCCAAUCACAAGGUCUACAGUAAAGGGCGCUCGUGCACAACAACCAAAGUACUCAUCAUAGGCGCCGGACCUUGUGGGCUACGGGCAGCUAUAGAAUGUCAACUUCUGGGUGCUAAAGUUGUGGUGGUGGAAAAGCGUGACCGUAUGUCUAGGAACAACGUGCUGCAUCUGUGGCCUUUCGUUAUCGAUGAUCUGCGGGCCCUGGGUGCCAAGAAAUUUUUCGGCAAAUUUUGUGCCGGAUCUAUAGACCAUAUUAGCAUUCGGCAGUUGCAAUGCAUAUUGAUGAAGGUAGCGCUACUGCUCGGUGUUGAAAUACACGAAGGCGUUGGUUUUGAAGAACUGCUCGAACCAUCGGUUUCUGAAAACUCUGAAAUACUAGGUUGGAGGGCUCGCGUCUCACCAAUCGACAACGUGGUCUCACAGUACGAGUUUGACGUGCUACUCGGUGCCGACGGCAAAAGGAACACGCUGCAAGGAUUCAAAAGGAAAGAAUUUAGAGGGAAACUGGCCAUGGCCAUUACUGCCAAUUUCAUAAAUAGGCACACAGAGCAGGAGGCCUCCGUACCAGAAAUAAGCGGAGUCGCUUUCAUAUUCAACCAGAAAUUUUUCAAGGAGCUUUACGAAGAGACUGGCAUCGAUUUGGAGAACAUUGUUUACUACAAGGACGACACGCACUACUUCGUAAUGACGGCGAAGAAGCACAGCCUGCUCGAUAAAGGAGUGCUACUAAAGGACUAUGCGGAAGUAUCACGUCUGCUGAGCGUCGAGAAUGUCGAUCGGGCGGCGUUGAUGCGUUACGCGCAGGACGCGGCGCGCUUCUCGACGGACGGGAGGCUGCCGCUCCGGGACUUCGCCCUCAAUCACUACGGGGAGCCCGACGUUGCGCUAUUCGACUUCACUUCUAUGUACGCGGCAGAAAAUGCAAGCAUGGUAUAUGAGAGACUCGGUCGUCGACUUCUCUGCCAGUUGGUCGGAGACAGUCUUCUGGAACCUUUCUGGCCCACUGGCUCGGGUUGCGCGAGAGGCUUCCUUUCAGCUUUGGAUGCAGCCUGGGCAGUGAGGGCCUGGGGUCAGACUCCGACGCCGCAUCCACUUGAAGUUAUAGCCGAGAGGGAAUCUAUAUAUCGACUUUUGGCCCAAACUAUACCUGAGAACUUACAUCGCGAUUUCGGCGCGUACACCCUCGAUCCUGGUACGAGAUAUCCGAAUCUAAACCGACGUGCCGUGACACCCAUUCGGGUCACAUCGUUCUAUGACUCUGACGAUCCUCUGCCCUUGGACGCUGCUCCCAGCAGCAUCAGGAAACGUCGCAGAGAAUCGGACGUGUCUGACGACGUGCUGUCCGCGUGGGUCGGUUGGUCCGAACCCGGUAUAAGGGCUGCGGUGGGACCGAACGCGCUCUCGGCGCUGCUGAGGAGAUACAGACCUGACCUACUGCCGGCCACGAGUACUCCACGAUCGGUCUACCAUGUACUGCAUCACGAGUUUGGUAUAGUACCGUUUUCAUCGGGUGGUACGAUGAGAGACGUGUCGGACGCUAAGGUUCGCUCGUACCUGGCUCGUGUAUACAACGCGUUCAAGGGCGAAGUGCCUCACGUGCACCACGAGACGGACGUUUUUGAUCAGAUUAAACUGAGCCAGCAAAAGGAAAAACAUAUCAGGAACACAGCUGAACACUCUCUUUCUAUGUAUGCAAAUGCAGGGGACGCGGACAAAUCACAUUCAAGUUGCAGGAAGAAGAGGCGGUCCCUUCGCUCCUCACAAGUAAGUAACGAUCCAGCCGAGUAUAUAAGGAAAAAGAUCGGCAAGCUAGAUCUAGACGAUAUCACGCAGCUCGCGAGGCUCAUCGAGGGGCACGACGCGGCCACUGACAGCGACUUACGCAUCGACAAACAGAGAGACUUGCAGGAACAGAUCCUCGCCCUCCUCGACCCUGAAGAGUCACCGGACCCCAAAGUUUUGAGAGAAUCGCUCGCGCACCUACUACAGGGUGCUUCUAGAACUCAGGUGCAUCGCGAUCAAUCCGAGAUCGCGCAAUUUUUCCAAGAGAACUUUGAAAAACCGGUUAAACCACCACGUAGACUUAAAGGUCUCGCCGCUAAUUCAGUGAAGAUUCCGGAUCUAACAGAAUUCGAAGACUCUGCCGAUACUGACGUAACUGUCGUCAAAGUGGAUAUGAAGACACCUCGGGCUGCAUCCGUCGACAGAGAGAAGCUGACCCGAUCGUCGGAGAGUCCUUUUCGUGCGCCAAGAAACAGACGCUUAUCAGACGUAUUAGAAAAGAGUAAGGACUCUGAGAGCGCCGUCGUCUUCAAGCGAUCUAACUCUAUUGAUUCCGGCGAAGUGGCCAAUACGAGGCGUAUCGCAGAGAUGUUUGAAGGCCAACGAAGAAGAGACACGCCAAGUCCAGACAAGAGAUCAACACGCUCCGCUUCCACCAACCCUGAAAUGGCGUUACGUUUGCAACGAAUGGCUGACAUAAUUGAAGGGAAGAAACGGGACACCCCAAGCCCUGAUAGGGUGAAACACGAAUCGAUCGGCAAUCCUGAGAUGGAGCUCCGUCGUCAGCGCGUCGUCGAUUUGAUCAAAGGACCGAAGCCCUUAGCUCUUGAACCCACUCAACGAAAGAACAAUGCCGAAAUGUCCUUCAGGAUGCAGAGAAUGUCCGAUAUUAUGCAGAAGAAGAACGCCGAAGCGAAACGUCCGAAGACAAUGAGCAGGCGCAAAGCGGCUCGAGAGAUCAUGAAACAACGAUUCGAGAAGAGCGUGCAAAUGUUGGCGGCCGAGCCUCGACUGGACUUCGCGCCUUCGGCCGAUCUCGAAAACGACUACGGUCUGCAGCAGUACCGGGCCAAUGCUCCAGAUUUCGAGGAGCGCGUCAAGAAACUAGAACGGAAGCUGCAGCACUAUGAGGAGGGCCGUAUCGUCGGUGGUGGAGCCCGUACGUCCGGCGGCGGAGACCGAGUCGCCCGUCUCGCGGCCGAACUGUCCGGCGGCCCCACCUGUAGUUUGACGCCGCGACCUUCUAAACCGAAGGACCUGAUGCGUUCAGUUGGCAAGAUCGAAAGGGACGAUUGGAACAUGAAAGAGAUUGAGAGGAAAAUAUUAGAGAACAGACUCGGCAGGCCGGAGCCAAAGACGGCUGAGAAAGUACCAAAGUGGGACAGGGAACAGUUUCUUGGACGACAAAGACGACUAAAAGAAGGUGACGGAAGCGAGAAAUGGGUAGAAAUUGAUGACACUUUAAACAAACUGAAUCAAAAAUUAAAUGACUCCGGAAGACCUGACCACGGAACUAAAAAGGUAGCAAAUUUGGCAACUAAAUUCGUAAAGAAAGACGAAACUGAACAAGACAAGGGACGCCCUAAAGAGGUCAAGCGUGGUUGGCGCGGACCGGCGUCGACGGGUAUGCAAUGCGCCGCCUGUGGAACGCGGGUUUUCGCCGCCGAGGGCGUGACGGCGGAUGGACUGCAUCUACACAGGGCGUGCUUCCGAUGUGCCGUCUGCAAGACGGUACUGCGACCCGGAAACUAUAAAAUGGAACGUUACGGCAACCGUCUCGUCUGUCUCCGGCAUUCGGGAGUCAGCGUGACCGAUGCUGUGGCUGCCGCUUCUGCUUUAGAUGCUCCCCAGCCGACCAGGAGUCAGGCUCCCACGCCCACGCCGGAAAGGAUAAGCAUCGAAUUAUCCGACAGCGGAGCGAGGGAAAUCGACGAAGACGAAUGGACUGACAGGAACUUCCUAGCCAGCGAAACGUCGGGAGCUGGUGGUCUUAGCGAUGAAGAGGAAUCAAGUUCAGAAGAUUACACGGAUGCAGAUGAGGGCGACAACGAAGCUGAUCACUCGCCGGAACCUCAAGGGAUCGCUGAAGUGCGCUCUCCGCGAACAGAUCUCUAUUUUUCUGGUGAUUCAUUCGGUUACGAUGACUAUUCAGAUGACGGAGCGGAAUCAUCAGGGAAUGAGUCGUGCUCGCGAAUGAGAGCUGCCCGGGAGGCUCGGCGUCGCGAAGUGCCGGCCGACAAUCGGCUCCCGACUGACAGCAGCGAGGUGGAGUCAGAAGAGGAGAGUGAAGAGGAGUCAAGUGACGAGGAAGUGUCGUCCGCGACGGAAGUGUCGACCGAUAGCGAAUUCGCUCGCGAAGAAACCGCACCGGUGCCUUCGCUUCCUGCCAUCCUAGUCACGGAGGCUACACCUCCAGCGCCUCCGCCUCCUCAGGACUACCCUCUUAGCAGGACUCGCUCAGCCGGCGGACUCGCAACUAAACGAGCCCUCGAACUCAAGCGAAAGUACCUCUUAGGGGAACCGUCCCCGCCUGCCGUUAGAAAAUCGGACUCCACUUCCCAAAUAGACAAUAAAUUCGAAGCUUUCCGUUCAACUAUAACAGAAUUUCAGAAGUUGCUGCAUCCCGCUCCAGUUUCUUCAAUCGCACAGCCACAGAAACCGAUCGUCAGCUUUCAAACCGCUGAUGGUGAUAUAAAACCGCAGCCAAUGCCCGAUAUCAUUAAGAACUUAUGCAACGACGCGCCCGUCGAUCUAUUAACUAAAAUAGACUCACCGCUCUGCAAAGAUUGGAGCUCUGAUACUCUACACGAAGGCAACAAGGGACGUCUCGACUUAGAAUCGGACUCGCUCUCUGAGGAUUCAUCACACACGGCCACGGCACCGAACCAGGCCGUACCAAGAGUCGAAGUGCACGACGAAGGUGGGGAAUUGAUACAGUUAGAUAGCUUGAUGCUUGUCAACAGUUGUACCGAAGACAACGAUGAGAAAGUAUCAGCCGCAGCCACCGUGACUGGUCCGACAGUCGUGGCUGCAGAGUCAGAAUCUUCAGAGUCGUGUAGAGAUGCGACUACCCUAGCUUUGACCGAAACCGAACUGUCGGACUGGGCGGCCGAGAGUGGAGUAUUAGAUGACUGUGGUUUUGACGAGAAGGACGACAGAAAAAGAAGCAAGAAUCCCAGGACAUUGAGCGGCCCAAAGCUGGUGCACGAAGCCAAGAACAUAUCAGCUGUAGCGUCGCACGUAUGCGGCAAGACGAGCCCCACCGAACCGGUAGUUUAUUCGAACGCGUUAGAACAUUUCGAGUUCGCCGACGAGGGAGAACAAGAUCCGUCCCUCGAGAGCCCCCUGACGCCCAAGAACUACGGCUACAUGGAGCUGGUCGACGACGACUACGCGUAUUCGCCGAGCAACGAUCGUUCCAUGAAUUUCAUCGAAAAAACCUUUUCGGAGACCGUUUUGAAGCCCGCUAGCCAAGAAGUUAGCGUCCGUCAAGAGGAGCCGAUCACCGAAACGAGCGCUGAAACAGAAGCCGUAUCAGAACCUCAAGGCGAGUUAAAGUCGCCGCCGCACUGCUUGAAGUAUACAGACACCGAUCCAAGCGACAGGUCGACGAGCGAGAAACAAACCAGUGAUAGCAUAACAAACGUAAGCUCAACUCCCGAAUUGAAAAUAGGGAGACUGAGUCUAUCGGAGGUAUCUUCCCCGAUAGAUAAAGUAGACAAGACUGAGUCUUUAGAGGAGGCCUCGCCGCCGCUGAUCUCCGAGUCAACCAUGUCCAGUAUAGUUCCGAAUUCCAUACCGUUCUCUGGGUCUUGUUCGAUAAGGCUCUAUUCUCCGGCGAUAUGCAGGUCCGCAAGCGAAACUUUCCACAGAUCGAAUUCCCGCAACUUGGAGUCCCCACGAAGCGGUGACGUAUCGAUGUCGAUCAACUUGAGCUCGGCAAGUUCCAUAUCACCAAUGAGUCCCGUGCUGGCGCAGGACACAACUGAUAAAGUACAAGAGAUAAAGCGAGAAAGAGAGGAACAGACCGAGCUGGUGAGACGACUGGUCCUGGAGAGACUCGGCAGCGGUCCUCGUGCGAAUAGGAAAUGCAACCGAAGAAUACGUGCAUCGCCUACAUGCAGCAUGUCUCCACCCGUACCUCCUCCGCCGGUAUUGCCGGAGCCUCCACCGCCGCCACCACCCCCGAGACCUUCUCCUCCCCUUAUGCCCAUACAAGUCACCCCUUCAUUCUCCGACCCAGAACUCGCGAGGGAAAGGCGAAGCAAGGGCAUAAUGAAGAGCAUAUCGAGUUAUCUAAAUCGUAGACUCGGACCGCGACAUAAGUGGGUUUCCGAGCCGGAGCUGACGUGGCACGAACCUCAGCAAAGGAUCACGAACGCUCACAAGUCGACUGGAGCUCUACAGCAGGAGGCGCCCCCUGUGCCCCCUCGGCCUGCAGGAUACAUGCCCCCCACCCCACCGCACGAGCAGCAGUCUCCCCCGCGAGUGCCACCCGGUCCGGCGUGCGACGUAGACGAACGCGACGCUAUGCAGUUGUGGUUCGAAGCUCGGUGGGCGCGUCUAGUGGCUCAGAGACGUGCGCGAGAAGAGCCAAGGGGAGAGUCGACAGCCCGCAGACUAGCGCGACUCGAACGCAGACUAACAAGACCGCUCUCCGCGGAGCAGCAAGCGGCUACAGUCGCGGAGCUAGUGCAAGUAUCAGCGCAGCGUGACGCGCACCAAGCUCUAAUGGCUGCUGACAGGAGACGCACUGCCGCCCACAGCAGCGUGGGAGAUUAACCCAACGGGACUUGCAUCCGGCUUGGAUGUGAGGAAACGAAACCACGGGAUCGCAACGAUAUUAAAAUUAAUUAAAACACCUCAUGCGCUAUAUAUUUCACUCUUCGUACACAUACACGGUAAAAGAGCGAAUCUUACGGUUAUUGUCAAUGUGUGUAACAUCUACCCUCGGUAGUUAGAAAAAAAUUUAAAAUUCUUUUUUAUUCUUCUUUUUUAUUUUUAGCGAAAUCUCACCCCAAUUGACUCGUAACGGUAUAAACACAUCUUAUUUAAAAUGUUAUAUAAUAUAUAUAAUAUUAAUAACUGCUUAUGUCAAAGUAGUUUAAUAGCAAUGCAACUGUUAGAUACUUAGAUAAUGAGAACUUAUGUAUUUUAAUUGUUAAGAGCUCUACAUAUUAUUGAAUUUUUUGUUGCUUUUUCUAUGUUUCAAACGCAUACCGAGCGCUUAGGUGUUACUCAGGGUAACAUUUUUAAAUUUCAAUAAAAAAAUAUCAGUUUGAUUUAAAGUCAAUUUUGUCACAAUCUUUACGAAAUAAAUCGUAACACGAUUAUUUUUUUAUUUGAGGAAAAUUCGAAACAUGACCUGUUUACUGCUUUUAGUGCUUAAAGAGCAUUUAGAAGUUGUUCAAAUCAAUAACUAUAUCAUUAUUAUUAUCAUGUUUUACGUUACUAUUCAUGUUUGACAAAAAUAUGUCCCUGUCUCGCUCACUCUCUGUUGAUCAGAAGAAGAGGAGAAUACCGACAUGUUAUUAGCUGUAAAUUUAAGGAACGCGUAUGUGUGUAUAUACGUUUUAUUUAGCAAAUGCUACCGGAUAACUAACUCGUAAGCGGUUCAAAAUAUAUGUAAUUUAAUUAUUAUUCUCUAAUAGGAAAUUUUUUAAACGCUUACAUGCAGCUAAGCUCCGUUCUAUAAUCAUCUGCAAGGGAUUUUUUUCAAUUUUAGUUUAAAAAAAACGAAAGUAGUAUAUAUAUAUAUUUAAAUAUAUAUAUAUAUCUAGAAUUGGAAUUCUGACACACAAAAAUAAAAAAAUUACAUCACUAUUGCACUAAUACCUUUCUUUUCUAAACUCUUAUUUAUUAUAAUAAUAAAAAAUUAACUGACACUAUUUUUUACGCCUUGCUCAUUUCAAUCGUUUUAGCUAUCUUUCUUUUCUCUGUUAUUCUGUUUCUCAUUCUCUUUUCCCUUUCUUACCGUUUUCUCUCACUCACAACUUAACGUUCCGUUCCACACUUUUCAUAUGUUGCAUUCUUACCAAUCCUACAUAUAUAUAUAUAUAGAUGUGAGUCAGAAAAAACGGUACGAUAUAUAUAUACAUAUAUUUUUUUAAGUUUAAAUUACACAUUGAAGUUUAUUUGGGGCGCAUACAGGCGGUUGCAAAUUAAAAAUGUAUAGUAAAUUUCGCUUAAUUUAUGUAUCAGACUGUACAUUUAAAUAAAGUUAAUGUCAAUUAUACUAAUAUAACACACGGACUAAGUUGACGAUGCCAAAAAUAUAGGUUUUGUUUUGUGACUUACGAUUUUUUUGUCUAUAUAAAUACCUACUAUACUGUUCUCUUCUCCCAGCAAAAGAAAUGGUUCUCACCAAAUUUGACAUUAUAUUGAAGGGAUUCUUUUAAAUGGACGUAUUUUUUUUUACAAUAAUCUUUUCAUGUAUAUUAGUACAAAAAAUGUUUUAUGAUUUCGCAUGAUUCUUAAGAUAUCGUCCUUAUUUUAAACGGAAUGCAUGUAACUUAUUGAUAAAACUUAUUAUUGUUCUGAUUGGAAAGUUUCAUAAAUAAAAAAUGAUUUUUUUUACGAAUUUUAAAUAAAGAUAAAAUGGCGGUUUUUAUUUACAACCUACUCUGACACUAAUUAGAAAAAAAGCAAAUGUUCCCAUUAAAAGAUUGUAAUUAUUGCCAUUAAAUGAUUUGCUUAAUUCUUGUUCUUUUAAAAAAUAUAUAUUUUUAUGCAUGUAAAUUUUUGUAAUACAAGUUUCAAGAAAUCAAUUUUUGUGUACCUUUUAGCUUUAAUAUACGAGCCGCAUUAUUAACACACAUUGUUAAAAUCGACUAAAAAAAAACAAAUUAAACUAUAGAAAUAAAAUGUAAAAGGCAUUAUUAUAUACUUUUAAACUAGAUAUUAUUCUGUAAUGUGUGCUAGCUAUGCCAAAAUUGUAAAAUGAAAAAUGUUAUAUUUUAUACAUAUUUCUACAAAUUUAGAAAAAGUUUAUAUUUAUUAAUGAUAAAAUUUGAAUCAUGUAACGGAAUUAGAAUUUAUUCAUCUUAAAUUGUGAAUAGCUUUUGGUAAAAGUUGCCACUACAAUGGACUACAAAAUUCUCCUGUCAUAGACUAACAGUCUUAUUCAUAAUUUACAUAAUGGAGCUUUAUAAUAUGUUGUCAUAAGACUGCCAAAAGAUGUUAUAUGGCUUUAAUACUUUUUAUUAGCAGUCUGAUAACGAGUUUAUAAAGCUCCAACGAUUCACUAAUAACAGUUCUAUAAUAUUUUUGGAAGUAAAAAAAUGUGUCAGGAAAAUGUAGGUAUUUUUUUUUUAUAGUACAAAUGCAAUUUAUUGAAUACAACAAAAGCUUAGGAUUAUUUAUAAAUCGCCUGACAGGAGCAGAAGCUUAGAAUAGUAUUGUAAACUUCAAUAGGCUCAUCUUUUGAUAUCGCUCAUGUAUGCGCGCAGUAUGGUAACGAUGCGUGACCUAGAUACGUAAGCAUUGUAGAAGUCAUUUUGUAAUUGUUGAACGUGCUGAAUUUUAGUGCUUCCAAAUUUGUAGAAAUAUUAAUUGUAUAAUAAUAAUAAUGUAAAAUCGUUUUUUAAAUUGAUCAGAAAUGCGUAACUCUUUUUCAUUAA
Messenger RNA from Bombyx mori (domestic silkworm), 9967 nucleotides. It is a transcript of the gene Mical, whose product is annotated as F-actin-monooxygenase Mical. The transcript is spliced from 29 exons. Lineage: Eukaryota; Metazoa; Arthropoda; Insecta; Lepidoptera; Bombycidae. The coding region runs from base 345 to 7130 and encodes 2261 amino acids. The record is from RefSeq and is a predicted model, not a curated record. Gene Ontology annotation, molecular function: FAD binding.